AUGGCCGCCUCCCUGAACCGGAUGAAUCAGAUCACAAGUUUACAGCCUCAAACCGGGCCGUCUGCCAUGGAAUCCCUUCGCAAAUGCACCUUUCUUCUCAUAGUCGUGUCUUUACUCUGUCGACUAUCGCUAGCGGACGAUUUCGAGCUGGAGGAAUUCUUGAAACGGGAAUAUUCUCUCAUCAAACCGUAUCGAGGGGUGGUGGGGUGGUGGGUGGUGUUGGAUUUGAGUGUUGAUGGGUUGGGGGAAGGGGUGGAGAUAUUGGGGUGGGGUGUUAGGUGGUGUGGGGGGGUGGGUAAAUGGGGGAAGGAAGAUGUGGUAAAAGAUAAUAUGGGGGAGGGGGGGGGGGGUGGGGGGGGGUUUGGGGGGGGGGGGGGGGGGGGGGGGGGGGGGGGGGGGGGGGGUGUUAGGGGGGGGGAGGGGGGGUGGGGGAUGGGGGGGGGUGGGAUGGUUUGGUGGGGGGGGGGGUUUUUGUGGGGGUUUUGGGGGGGGUUGUGGGGGUGGGUGUGUUGGGUGUUUGUUUUGGGGGGGUGGGGGGUGAUAGGGAGGUGGAUGUUAAUGGGAAUGUAUGAUUUUGGGGAGAGGGGGGGGGGGGGUGGGGGGGUUGGGGGGGGGGGAGUUGGUUGUUUGUGGUGUUUGGUGUUUUUGGUUUGUUGGUUGGAGGUUGUGUUGGGUGGUUGUGGUUGUGUGGUUUUGUUAUUUGUUAAUGGGGGGAUUGUAAUUUGGGGUGGGGGUUUUGGUGUUAUUGUUGUUGGGGGGUGUGUUGUGUUUGGUUUGGUGUUGUUGUUGUUGUUGUUUGUUUUGUGGGGGGGGGGGAAUUGA
Knipowitschia caucasica is the source of this 822-nucleotide messenger RNA. The record is from the annotation of a GenBank genome assembly. NCBI's taxonomy places the organism in Eukaryota, Metazoa, Chordata, Actinopteri, Gobiiformes, Gobiidae.